Molecule: messenger RNA, 1029 nt
Organism: Seminavis robusta
Lineage: Eukaryota; Bacillariophyta; Bacillariophyceae; Naviculales; Naviculaceae
Source: the annotation of a GenBank genome assembly
AUGGUAUUCCUGCGAUGGUCAAUCUCCCCUCGAUGUAUGGCCUAUGCGUUUACAGUGACAAGAUCGGUCCCCAUCCGAUCCAUGGUGGUAGCCCCAAGUUUGGCUUUGCACAUGGCAGCACAAAGCGAUACCGAAGAAAGCGUGGUUUCCUCUCUGCGUCAGUCUUUGCUUCACAAGAGUCUUGGAAAGCUGCACAUUGAUUCUUCCAAGAUGGCGGAAGCCAACUCCCAGAACAUGCUGGAUCCCACCACAGGAUAUGAUGUCAGCUUUGGUCGACCUGCCAUUCGAUGUUAUCGUUCCUUUCUCUUUCCCAAGAACAUCGACCCAACUGGAUUGGAUCAGAGACACCUGGCAGUGGCAGCCGAUCGAUGUGCUCGUCAAAUUGACCAUUUGCAAAAACGACAUUUGGCGCAGCAACUGCAAUGGAUCCGCAAUACGGACAGCAAAGAAAAAAUGUCUAUAGAUCAACAAGAAGAGCAACAACAAGCAACCAAACGUUUUCCAAUCAUUGUAGUACUUGACAAUAUACGAAGUGCCUUCAAUGUGGGGUCCAUCUUUCGAACGGCAGAAGCCUGUGGGGUUCAACAAGUGAUUACGACGGGGAUCACGGCUCAUCCCAGUGGAUCGGGUUCGGAGAAACUGGCCAAGUCGGCUCUGGGUGCCGAUCGGCUGGUAUCCACCCGUCACUUUGACACGACCCGAAACGCCCUGAAUUGGCUGGAAGAGGAGUAUGAGGACUGGGCCAUUAUUGGCAUGGAAACCACUGAAAACAGCGUGGACUAUACGCAAGUAAAUUACGAUCGAGACACGGGUUGCAUCCUCUUGUUUGGGAACGAAGUAACGGGUAUUGAUCCACAAGUGCUUAUGGAAACUACCACCAAUUCCAACAGCAACAUGAUCAUUUGUCAAAUUCCCAUGUUUGGAGCCAAGAAUAGUCUCAAUGUGGCAGCAUGUGCUCCAGUUGUACUCUAUGAGAUAAUUCGUCAAUGGAGAAUACCCCAAGACGACGACAAGGUCAAUGACCAAUAG